Saprolegnia diclina VS20 is the source of this 672-nucleotide messenger RNA. RefSeq lists its product as hypothetical. The coding region runs from base 1 to 672 and encodes 223 amino acids. The record is from RefSeq and is a predicted model, not a curated record. NCBI's taxonomy places the organism in Eukaryota, Oomycota, Saprolegniomycetes, Saprolegniales, Saprolegniaceae. The transcript has 5 exons.
AUGCGAACCUCGGUCCUUGCCGUCAUGGCCGCCUGCCUCGCGGUCGCCGUCCAUGGCCUCGGCUCGCUCCCGAUCAUGGAUGGCCGCUACGUCUACUGCUGGCGCACGGGCCAGUCCGUGACACUGACCACGCUGAGCUCAGCCAAGAACGAAGCAACGGCCGAAGCGCUCAACUGCGGCCUGCAGAUGACCUUUACCGCACCGGCAACCAUCUCGGUCGGCCAAGCCGUGCCCGUGACCUGGACGGUCUCGUACGACCCAAAAACGAUCACGACCAACAGCAUUGGCCUCACGCUGCCAUUCCCCGUCAUGCAGAGCCCGGCGUCGCGUGACGUCUACCAGAUUUACCACUCGAACAUCCACUCGUGCGCGUACGCCGACAAUGUCUGCAACGCGUACGACAAUGGCGUCUACGUCCGCGACCACACGUCCAACACGCUCGCCAACUUUAGCGCCAACUACUCGGCCACGUACUCGACAAACGAGCUCUCAUUUCCGCGGGCUGGCUCGUUUAUCAUCUUUGCCCACAUUGCACUUCCGGGCGACACAACGUCGGAACGAUUCGACUUUGCCGUGUACCGCACGAUCACCGUGAGCGACGCUGUGACACCGACGCCGAUCGGCUUGAUCGUUGGCCUCUCUGUCGGUGGCGUGGUGCGUUCCCUCGACUAG